This is a messenger RNA of Amphiprion ocellaris (clown anemonefish), 6778 nucleotides long. RefSeq names its product collagen alpha-1(XVIII) chain-like. The transcript is spliced from 43 exons. The coding region runs from base 49 to 4953 and encodes 1634 amino acids. The record is from RefSeq and is a predicted model, not a curated record. Lineage: Eukaryota; Metazoa; Chordata; Actinopteri; Pomacentridae.
GUGCGGCUCGGAUUCGACCGGCUGGCGAGCAGGUGGACAAACGGGAACAUGAGGAAGAUCCAGACGGUGCUGCUGCUGCUCCUCUGGGCCGGCAGCGUCCAGGCCUGGUUCUGGGGCUUAGGUCGAGACACCACACCGGAGACCACACCGGAGACUACACCAGGGACGACGGAGGCAACGACAGGGACGAUGGGGACGAUGACUGGGACAGCAGGUGUUACGGGGACAGCACCUGUUAAUGGGACAACAGGUGUUACCGGGACAGCAGGCGUUACCGGGACAGCAGGCGUUACCGGGACAACAGAUGUUACCGGGACAGCAGGUGUUACGAGAACAACAGGUGUUACCGGGACAACAGGUGUUACCGGGACAACAGGUGUUACUGGGACAAUAGGUGUUACCGGGACAGCAGGUGUUACCGGGACAACAAGUGUUACCGGGACGACAGGUGUUACUGGGACAACAGGUGUUACGAGAACAGGUGUUACCGGGACAACAGGUGUUACCGGGACAGCAGGCGUUACCGAGACAACAGGCGUUACCGGGACAACAGGCGUUACCGGAACAACAGUUGUUACCGGGACAACAGGUGUGGCCAGGACAACAGGUGUCACCAUGACAACUGCCGGCGAUGCAGAGCAGAAGGAGGAAGCGGAGGACGACGACAAUUUGUCCGGAGUUGGGGAGGAAAUCAUCAACGUGGCAACGGGAAUCCAAGAGAGCGGCAUCUCUUUGCUGCAGCUGAUCGGAGAUCCUCCACCAGACGCCAUCACCAGGGAUUAUGGACCGAGCGGCGAGGCUGCCUACAUCUUCUCUUCAGCGGCGGCAUCGGGCCAGCCGGCUCUGGCCCACGUCCCCAACCCUUUUUACCGCCACUUUUCCCUCCUCUUCCACAUCAAACCCUCCAGGUCGACCGCCUCCGUCCUCUUCUCCAUCACAGAUGGAAACCAGAGGCUCAUGCACAUCGGCGUCAAGCUGAGCGCCGUGCAGUCGGGUCGCCAGAAGGUCCAGUUCUUCUACACCGAACCCGACUCCGAGGCUUCGUAUGAGGCGGCCAGCUUCGAUGUGCCGAGCCUGGUGGACACCUGGAGUCGCUUCUCGCUGGCGGUGUUCGAGGAGCAGGUGACUUUCUACCACGGCUGCGACUCGGAGCCUCAGGUGGUGAAGUUCGAGCGCUCGCCGGAUCCCAUGGAGCUCGACAGCGCAGCCGGGAUCUUUGUCGGUCAGGCAGGAGGAGCUGACGGUGACAAGUUCCAGGGAGCGAUCGCCGAGCUGAAGGUGGUGGGAAACCCUCGAGCAGCUGAACGUUUGUGCGACGACGAGGACGACUCAGACGCUGCCUCUGGGGACUAUGGCAGUGGUGAAAUCGACAGGAGACAGUCGGGACACUCAGUGAAGACCACCCCGGCUUCCUUCCGUCCGGUGCCCGAACCUCCACUGACAUCCUCGCAAGGAACCAGAGUCAAAGAAUCAGACGGCAGGUACGAGCGUCCGUCGGUGGACUACGGCCGGUCUGGAUCACCAGGCCCCAGAGGUCCAAGCGGCGCUAAAGGUGAGAAAGGAGACCGAGGAGAGAAAGGCUUGAGGGGGGACCGAGGCCCCACGGGACCCAAGGGAGAGCCGGGUUCUGGUUCCAGUUCUGGUUCCUCAUCUGCUGGUGGAGGACAGAAGGGAGAAAAGGGUGCAAAGGGGAGCUCUGGCUUUGGGUACCCCGGCAAUAAGGGUGAACGUGGGGCUCAGGGGCCUCCGGGGCCCCCUGGUCCUCCAGGACCUGCAGCUGAGGUGGUCCGACUCGGCGAUGGCUCGGUUGUGCAGCAGAUGGCCGGACCUCCAGGACCACCGGGACCCCCGGGGUCGGAUGGAGCUGCAGGACCUCCAGGAACUGACGGGGAGCCGGGUGAUCCAGGAGAAGAUGGAAAAGCUGGUCCUGCUGGACCUCGAGGUUUCCCAGGAACUCCGGGAAGUGCUGGUGCCAAAGGCCAAAAGGGUGAGCGUGGAGAAGGUCAGCCUGGACCCAGAGGCUCCCCAGGCCCACCAGGACCUCCUGGACCAGGCAACGGUGACCGCCCAACAUUUUUCGACAUGGAGGGAUCAGGAUUCCCAGACUUAGACAGAAUGCGGGGUCCCCGUGGUCCUCCGGGCCUCCCAGGUCCUCCGGGUCCUCCUGGUACCUCAGUGACACUGGGAGCUAGUGGUCCGGUAGCCUUUGGACCUCCUGGACCACCUGGGCAAGACGGAGCACCGGGUCUACCUGGCCCUCCUGGUCCUCCUGGUCCACCUGGUCGACCUGGAUCAGUGAAAGGUGAAAAGGGUGACAGUGGUGAGCUCGGACUUCCAGGAGCAGCUGGAGAAAAGCAAAACACUCAAGACUCCAACUUUUUCAACGGCCUCUUCUCUUUCUUUACUCCAUCCUCUACGGGUGCUCAGGGUGACCCAGGUCAGACAGGUACACCUGGACAGACUGGGCUGGCAGGACUUCCAGGUCCAAUGGGACCAAUUGGGCCACCUGGACCACCCGGACCACCAGGGCCACCGUACCGAGUUGGUUAUAACGAAGAAAACGGAUAUGAGGUGUUUAAUGGCGGGCCUGGAGUUGGAGGCCCACCUGGACCACAGGGUCCACCUGGCAUUGCAGGUCUCCCUGGUAAACCAGGUUUACCAGGUAACCAUGGAAACAAAGGAUCAGAAGGACCACGAGGACCACCUGGUAUACCAGGUCUGGAUGGAUUCCCUGGACAGCAGGGUGAAAAGGGCGACAGAGGAGAGAAAGGAGAGAUGGGUCUACCAGGACGAGAUGGUGGACCACCUGGACCUCCAGGGCCUCCCGGACCUCCAGGACAGAUUGUGCACCAGCCAACAGCAGAUUAUAACGACGUUUAUUGGAACGAAGAGGGGCAGGAAAGAGGUAUUCCAGGUCGAGCAGGAUUCCCGGGGCCUAUUGGUCCAAAAGGAGACAAAGGGGAGUCAGGUCCUCCAGGAUAUGCACCUAAGGGAGAAAAAGGAGAACCAGGCAUCAUCAUGGGGCCUGAUGGGAGGCCUUUGUACCUCGGAGGCCUGCAAGGAAAGCCAGGCGACCCAGGACUCCCCGGCCCAGAGGGACCUCCAGGUCCAAAUGGUCCUUCAGGUCUGAAGGGGGAGAUUGGUUUUCCAGGAAGACCGGGUCGACCAGGACUAAACGGCGUCAAAGGAGAAAAGGGAGAUUCAGGCGGUGGAUCUGGAUAUGGUUACCCUGGUCCUCCGGGUCCUCCGGGUCCUCCUGGACCUCCUGGACCUCAGAUUCCCGUCGAUGGAGCCAGAGGAUAUGAUGAUUAUUCCAGGUAUUAUCCAGCUAAAGGAGAGAAAGGAGAUCAAGGACCACCAGGGACUCUUGACAUUCCAGGUUUCGGGUCAAAUGUUGACAUUUACACUCUGAAGUAUCAGCUGAAAGGUGACGUGGGCUUGAAGGGAGAGAAAGGAGAGCCAGGUGGAGGAUAUUAUGACCCUCGCUAUGGAGGCAGCGGAGUCGGAGCACCUGGACCUCCUGGACCUCCAGGACCUCGAGGCGACGCCAUCAUCGGCCCACCAGGCCCUCAGGGACCACCUGGACCCCCGGGAAGAGGCUACGACGGGCAGCCUGGACCACCAGGGCCUCCUGGACCUCCAGGACCAUCACUGUCCGGGACUCACAGGGGAACACAGACCAUCAGUAUUCCUGGACCCCCGGGACCACCUGGAGCUCCUGGACUACCUGGACACUCCUCAGGGGUGACAGUGCUGAGGUCUUAUGAAACCAUGGCGGCCACAGCGAGGAGACAACCUGAAGGCUCUCUGGUCUACGUUAUCGAGCAAACUGACCUCUACCUGCGGGUUAGAGAUGGAGUUCGUCAAGUGCAGCUCGGCAGCUACAUCCCUUUGCCCAUUGAGGACGGUAACGAGGUUGCAGCAGUGGAGCCUCCUCCGGUCGUCCCGUACUACCCGGACGACCACCACCACAACAACCCCGGAACCUCCACCCACAAUAGGCAACCUGAGAGUCCAGUAGAGCCCCAGCCUCAGCCGGAACAGCCUUACCCAGACCCCCGAUACCAGCCAGAACAGCCUUACCCCGACCCUCGAUACCAGCCAGAACAGCCUUACCCGGAUCCUCGAUACCAGCCAGAACAGCCUUACCCGGAUCCUCGAUACCAGCCGGAACAACCUAACCCUGACCCCCGUUACCAGCCGGAUCCUCGGUACCAGCCGGAGCAGCCUCAACCUCAACCUGACCCACGAUACCAGCCGGAUCCUCGGUACCCGGCGCCAACAGAUCCCAGGUUCCCGAGCUACAGCGACCGAUUAAACCAGCCAGACGGGAGGUACUCUGUCCCGGAGAGCCGCUACCCGGUUACCCCCGCACGAAGACCGCCUCCGCCGGUACCUCAGACACCGGCGCACCGUCACACCUCCGGACCAGGGCUCCACCUGGUGGCCCUGAACAGCCCUCAGACCGGCGCCAUGAGGGGCAUCCGGGGGGCAGAUUUCAUGUGCUUCACUCAGGCUCAGGCCAUCGGGAUGAAGGGAACUUUUAGGGCGUUCUUGUCCGCCAGACUGCAGGAUCUCCAAAGCAUCGUCCGAAAGGCUGACCGGGACAGUCUGCCCAUAGUCAACCUGAAGGACGAGGUUCUGUUCGACAGCUGGGAUGCCAUCUUUAAUGAUGGCAGAAUGAAGGACGGCGUGCCCAUCUACUCCUUUGAUGGCAGGGAUGUUCUCAACGACAGCGCAUGGCCAGAGAAGACGAUGUGGCACGGCUCCACCAGCGGCGGCCAGCGACACGUCGACAGCUUCUGCGAGACGUGGCGGGUGGGCGACCGGGCGCUGACCGGCAUGGCGUCGCCGCUGCAGGGCGGCGGUGGCCUGCUGCAGCAGAGUUCCAGCAGCUGCUCCAGCUCCUACAUCGUGCUGUGCAUCGAGAACAGCUACAUCGCCAAGAGAUAGACGCGCAGAAACACAACGCCGGGCGAGCCGUGGCCCACACACACUUCAGUCUGUCGUUCCACUGUCUGUGGUGCUCUGUAAAUAGGAUUUGUGUUAAUGGAUAGUUAGUUUGUGUUUGUUAGCCCUUCGUAUACGGUGCUACACAGGAUCACCCCUCAUGUACGUGAAGCUCAGGUGACCGACAGUAACUUAGCCGGAGUGGAGGUGGCCGGAAAAGGUUUCCAGAAGAGCAGCUUUGUUGUCAUUUCUUUGCUGUUUGCGACUCGUCAGCUAGCGGAAGCUACAGCGCUGAUAUAAAUAAGAUUGGCAUGCUGGGGUCCAGCUAGUGAAGCCCAGUUUGUGUUAGCCCGAGUUGAAUUUAAGCCAAAAUCUUAAUGCAGUUGUGGUUUUCACAGAGUUGAAAACUGAUUCUAGAAGAAUUUAACAGGGCUUCGUCCUGGUUGCUCCAUCUAGUCCAGACCUCUGUUACCUAGAAUAACAAAGAAGUUCCGUAUUACAAAGCAGGAUUUAAGGUUAGCAAGAUAACUUCAGGUUUAACUCCAGAUUCCCAGGACUAUGACGCCUUACCCUGCACACCAUGUUCAAGAUCACAGAUGAACACAUGCAGAAGCAUCUCCUCAAACAUCUCAAUCAGUUCUCUUGCAUAAUGGCAUCAACUUUCGUAGAUGAUCUCACGGAGUUCAGAUGUGAGGUUAGCAAGAUAAGUUCAGGUUUAACUCUGAAAGAAAAAUCUUUCAAACUGACUGUUUUUUAACCAACUUCUAUCUCCAAAUUGGGAUGUUUUCGUGACCUGCAGUGAGUUUUUGUCUCGCACCUGAAAGUUCUUGCACAUUUGUUGGUUCUUCUGAGUUUUUAAAUGUUUAUUAUUGAUUAUCAGCACUACAAAUAUUUUUUUUCAGAAUUCUCAAAGACUCCUCUGACCUGCUGGAUGAAGAAAUAUUCUGAUAAAUGCACAACAAAGAGGAUUUUAAAGCAUUUCAUGCCUCCCUAGACUGAUCUAUUUGUUACUUCGGUGUUUAUAAGGCUUCUAUGUUAAACCGAAAUAUAAAUCGAAAGAUUAAAAAUCUGUUAAAUCCAGCAGCAGUAGAAGAGUUUUUGAGGGUUUUAGAGUUAAUUUAAAGAUCCAACAAGUGACUGGAGUGUAACUAAAACACACAAGCUGCUGUUAAAUUGCCAUUUUUCAAUCCUGUGUCAACCACAACAGCAAAACUCCUCCUUGAUCUUUGUGAGGAAACACCGUGAGCGAUUGGGGGGAUAAACCACUAGAAAUUGUUGACUUUUAAUGGCUUUUACACCUCAAGUACCUGAAAAGCAGUGUUAAUAAUGAUUGAAAUUAGAUGAUUUCCAAUGUUUUAUAUACCACAGUUACCUUUAUAUACAGUGUUUGUCAGGGCUGCAGUGGAAAAUAGAUACUAGGAUGAAAUAUUCUGAUGAUUAAUAUAAAAGUUUUUAUAUGUGAAAUGUGUGUUUUUUAACUUCUCUUUUACUCCGAUGUAAGCCACAGCACUUCAGUAACAUCCUUUUCAUUUUUGCUACUAGGGAAGAUGUUUUCAGAUCGUAUUUUUAGCAAUAACAAAAGGGAUAUUUAUUUUUUAUAAGCCGUGCUUUUUGUUUUUCUACUUCACCUAUAAUGUUUGCAUUCACAGAGAACAACACUCGGUGUGUCCAGACGAGGACAUGCGAAGGACGUGCAGUUAAAAUGUGCAGAAAUGUGACGAGGAUUCAGCCAUAGAUGUGUUGUGCACUGUUCAGGCUUUAUGGAGGGUCGAUGUACUAACAGAGUCUCUUCUGCAUCUCGCUGAAUAAACCUGUGUGGAAAUCGUGA